This is a messenger RNA of Eufriesea mexicana, 3379 nucleotides long. RefSeq names its product C2 domain-containing protein 5. Gene Ontology annotation, cellular component: plasma membrane. The coding region runs from base 1 to 3144 and encodes 1047 amino acids. Lineage: Eukaryota; Metazoa; Arthropoda; Insecta; Hymenoptera; Apidae. Gene Ontology annotation, molecular function: calcium-dependent phospholipid binding; calcium ion binding. The record is from RefSeq and is a predicted model, not a curated record. The transcript is spliced from 14 exons. Gene Ontology annotation, biological process: positive regulation of protein targeting to membrane; positive regulation of D-glucose transmembrane transport; positive regulation of vesicle fusion.
AUGCCGGGAAAGAUAAAAGUGAAAAUUUUGGCGGGUCGUAAUUUACCAGUAAUGGAUCGUUCUGGUGAUACGACAGAUGCGUAUGUUGAAUUGAAGUUUGGUAAUAUAACGUUUAAAACGGAUGUAUGCAGAAAAUCGCUCAAUCCUCAGUGGAAUUCAGAAUGGUAUAGGUUUGAAGUUGAUGAUUCUGAAUUACAAGAUGAGCCAUUGCAGAUCAGAUUAAUGGACCAUGACACCUAUUCUGCAAACGAUGCAAUAGGCAAAGUUUAUAUAAAUUUAAAUCCAUUACUGUUACCUGGUGUUCCUCCCACAGUUAAAAAUAUAUGGACAUUAGAAGCUGCAAUGAAUACCAAUGCUGGUUCACAGAGUGGUUCUGUUAUGACUGGAUGGAUACCAGUAUAUGAUACAAUGCAUGGGAUUCGUGGUGAAGUUAAUAUUAUAGUUAAAGUAGAAUUAUUCUCUGAUUUUAAUAAGUUCAGACAAUCCUCUUGUGGAGUACAAUUUUUUUAUUCACCAAAUAUACCUCAUGGAUAUCAUACUCAAAGUAUACAUGGUUUUGUAGAAGAACUAGUUGUUAGUGAUGAUCCUGAAUACAAAUGGAUUGAUAAGAUAAGAACACCUAGAGCUUCAAACGAGGCAAGGCAAACCUUAUUUUUCAAAUUAAGUGGAGAAGUACAAAGAAAAAUUGGAUUGAAAGCUUUAGACCUUGGUGGAAAUGCUGUUAUUGGGUACUUACAAAAUUUUGAUCUAGAAGGUGAAUCUGGUAUUGUAGCUCGUGGUAUAGGUACAGCUGUUACACUUGUGAAGCUACAAGAUACUUUAAGCUUCCCAUCUGACAAUAUAGAAGAGCAACAAGAUGAGGCAUCUGUAAGUCCAUCUUACCCACUUCCGGCUGUUCCUUCUAUGGUCUCAAAAAUAUGUCAGUUACCGACAACUAAGGCACAACCCACUGUCUCGUUACAUCGAAGAUCCAGUGAUUCCGAUUUGAGCGUUACUCCAAAAGGCAACUCAUUUGGAGCAAAUGAUAAAUCAAUGACUGGAUUAUUAAAAACAUCGACUGCCGUGAUAAGAACUAUGAAUCGAGAUGCAUUUGAAAUGCUAGAAUAUCCAUUUAUUACUAUGCAACAAUACCCGCCAGGAUUUAUUUUGCAUAUUGGUGGUCUUGUAAGCUCAAGAUCAGUCAAACUUCUUGAAAGGAUAAGCAAUUUAGAAGAACCCGAGAGCCGAGAUGCAUGGUGGAAGGAAGUCAGAAUGGAAGUUCGAUCACAUGCCAGGGCAUUAGCGUGUAAUGUAGUUAUUGGUUACAAAGAGGAAACCAGUAUUUGUGAUGAUGUCUGUGUUCUAAAUGCAUAUGGUACUGCAGCUGUAAUCAAUCUUCAUAGUUCAAACCAGGAAUCAGACAAUGUUUUUAUUAAUAAAGGACAAUCAGGAUCGGGUGCUAAUACUACAGAAGCAGAACGCGAUAAAGUUCAACAAAAACCGGUACCUGUAAAAGUAGAGAAAAGUGACACUGAAACAUCUGUACCAACUGUAACACAAACUGGCAAAGUAAGGCACACCUCAGAAAGCAGGGAUCACGAUGUUCAAUUUCAAAGCAAAUGCAGCCUUUGUCACCUACCGUACAAUGAAGCAAGUGUUCCGUUUCGAGUGAACAUGUCAAAAUGCGCUAUAUGUAAGCGCGCUAGAGUACCAGAUGUGAUGUUUACUACUAUAGAAUUACUAGAAAAUCUUUUAACGACCGGAAGAGGAUGUAUUAUUCAAGCUACCGCGUGUAAAACCAAAAAAGAUCUUAGAGGAGAACUUAAUGCUAAAGAGAUAUCAGAUUGCUUACCAUUUUUAGAAUAUGAAUUACAUAGUUUACUUUUAAAUAAAUUAAAAGUUAAAGGAAUGAACGCAAUAUUUGGCUUAAAACUACAGGUGUCUGUUGGCGAACGAUUAAUUAUUGGUAUGGCUGUAGGUACAGCUGUUUUUUUAACUGCAUUACCCACACCUUCUAUUCCACAAAUUGCUUCUGGAAAUUCUUGGCAUAAAGAGGAGCAAUUAACUGAAAUCCAGAAAACUUUAGUUGAAACAGUUAAACAAAACAGAGAAUUUUAUCGUCUCAAACCAGUUGGGGAUGUUGAAAAUGGACGUGUCACAACUUCUGAUACCGAUGAAUCGGAUGAUGAUUUGCCCGAUGUAGAUUUUAGCGUAGGUCCAAGGGAUACUUGCGUGUUAGAAGUCGACGAUAUUGAAGAUAUGGAUAGAAUAUCAUUAUUAAUGGAUGACAGACCUCCAGAGGAUUUUCAUGUAGUAAAUACACAAGUAAUUCCUGGAUUAGAUGAUUUAGAAAUUGUGAGAAAUUUACAGAUGUUCACUCAAAUUUCAAGGACAAAAAUUCCUGCUAACUUCAGGUAUUUUAAUAACUUGUUUCAGUCUGUAUAUUUCAAAUUAAGAAGAAUGAUUCCAUGUGCACUAUGUGACAUGCAAUUUAAGUUGGCACUUCCUGAGCCAGAUGAAAUACAAUUCACAGUAAUUGGUAUGGCUCUUGGGCUAGGAGAUCCAGUAAAAAUAAAUAAAUCUAAGAAAAAAUUAAUAUCCCAUUCUAUGAGCAAAGAUCAAGUUAAAAGAUCAGAUGACAGCGAUAUGAUAUUCAAUCUUGACGUAGAUCACACUGAGGUUUCAUCGGAUAAUGCAUCUAGUAUUAACUUGAAUUCAGCUACCCUAAUUAAUAUGCCAGCAAUGAAGUCCCGGACUCGUUCACCACUACUAUCUAAGAUCCAUGCAACACGUAAACAUAAACACGUGCCUUUAAAGGGAAGAUAUGGGGUAGAUAUAACACCUCUGUCUUAUCUACCGGGUGGUCGCAUAGAAAGGUACCUAGGAAACUUAAACUUUUUCUUCAUUCGCGAAAGCACAUCUAUCAGAGAAAAUGGUGGUUUAAGUGGGUUUACCCACAGUUUCGUGAUGGAAGUUUUAGCAAUCGUUCGUGCGCACAUUACAGCCUUAGGAGGAAAUGCAAUGGUAGCGUUUUUUAUGACUAAAUGCGUCCUUCUUCAUAGUCCUCAUAAGAACCAAGGUCAGUGUUUGAUAAAUGUCGGUGGAGAUGUGGUAUCCGUGUCCUAUUUCGCGGACGAAAAGCACUGUGGAUCUUCAAAUUGCUGACCCCAACCUCCCCAUUCUGCACCUCCAUAGCUACAACUGCACACCGAGAAGCAACGUCGGAGAUUUGACUUCUCGUUGAUCGAUGAACUUCAUUAGUUAUUUUGGACGAAUUGUAUCUCAUCCUCCUGUGAUAGGAUAGAAUUUGUAAAUAUUUGAAUCUAUAGCAUAUAGGUACUAUAAGAUACGAGAAUUCGAUGAACGUAGAUAAGAUUAUGAAAUUUUGUAAAUUUAGUCA